CACCUCUGGCCGGAUGGCGGCCAGGGCAGCCUGGGCAGCGGGCAUCCCAGAAAAGGGCGCAGACCAGCGCGGGCGCAGAGGGGCCCCCGGGUGACCGAGAUGGCCGCGCGGGAUCGGGCAGGCCUCGCCUCGCACCCGCUGGGGCCGGGACCCUGGCUCCCCGGUGCUGCCCGGCCGUGACCUUCCCGGGCCGCCGCUGCGCGCGGCCCUGUCCCGGGGCUGCCGGCCUCUGCGUGCGGCUCACGACCCUCUCCGCGCCCAGCGGCCGGCCCCGGGCGCCCGGCCGGGCCGCCUCCUCCGCGCGGUCCCGCUCGCUCCCGCCGGCCGCCAGGCCUCGGCCGGCUCCCGCCCUUCCUUGCGCCCCGGCCCGCGCGACCCCGGCCCGCGCUGCGGCUCCGGCCCUGGCCGGCAGGGGCCGCUCCUCGCGGCGCCCGGGGCCCCGCCGCGCCCGCCGCCGCCGCCCGCCUCCCCGCCCCUUCCCCGGCCGGCGCUCCCGUUUCGCCGCCGAGCCGGGAGCCGGAGCCGGAGCCCGCGGCGGCAGCGGGCGGCGGCGAGGGGGCGCCCGGCGGCGGCGGGCCUGCGGGGCCUGCGGGGCCUGCGGGCGGCGGGGCCCGGCCAGGCCGCGAUGGCGACCAAGAAGGCGGGCUCGCGGCUGGAGACGGAGAUCGAGCGCUGCCGCUCCGAGUGCCAGUGGGAGCGGAUCCCCGAGCUCGUCAAGCAGCUGUCGGCCAAGCUCAUCGCCAACGAUGACAUGGCAGAACUCCUCCUGGGAGAGUCCAAGCUGGAGCAGUACCUGAAGGAACACCCGCUGAGGCAGGGGGCCAGUCCCCGAGGCCCCAGGCCCCAGCUGACCGAGGUCCGAAAGCACCUGACCGCCGCCCUGGACAGAGGGAACCUCAAGUCAGAAUUCCUACAAGAGUCCAAUCUGAUCAUGGCCAAGCUGAAUUAUGUGGAAGGAGAUUAUAAAGAAGCUCUGAACAUUUAUGCCCGGGCGGGCCUUGAUGACCUACCACUGACAGCUGUCCCUCCAUACAGGCUGCGGAUGAUUGCAGAAUCCUACGCGACCAAAGGACUCUGUUUAGAGAAGCUGCCCAUUUCAUCUUCUACCAGUAAUCUCCACAUGGACCGGGAACAGGAUGUUAUCACCUGUUAUGAGAAAGCCGGGGACAUCGCCCUCUUGUACCUCCAGGAGAUAGAAAGGGUGAUACUCACUAACAUCCAAAACAGGAGUCCUAAGCCCGGCCCUGCUCCCCACGAUCAAGAACUAGGUUUUUUCCUAGAAACAGGACUUCAGAGAGCCCAUGUCCUCUAUUUCAAAAAUGGGAACUUGACGAGAGGAGUCGGGAGAUUUAGGGAGCUCCUCAGAGCAGUGGAAACAAGAACAACACAAAACCUGCGAAUGACCAUAGCCAGGCAGCUGGCGGAGAUCUUGUUGCGAGGUAUGUGCGAGCAGAGCUACUGGAACCCCCUGGAGGACCCUCCGUGCCAGUCACCCCUGGACGAUCCUCUCCGGAAAGGAGCAAAUGCCAAGACCUACACCCUCACCCGCCGGGCCCGCGUCUACUCAGGAGAGAACAUUUUUUGUCCUCAAGAAAAUACCGAAGAGGCCCUGUUGCUACUGCUGAUUAGUGAAUCAAUGGCCAACCGGGAUGCUGUGCUGAGCAGGACGCCUGAGCACAGGAGCGACCGCCUCAUCAGCUUGCAGAGUGCAUCUGUGGUCUAUGACUUGCUGACCAUCGCUCUUGGAAGAAGAGGCCAGUAUGAGAUGCUGUCGGAGUGCUUAGAAAGAGCCAUGAAGUUUGCCUUUGAGGAGUUCCACCUCUGGUACCAGUUUGCUCUGUCCCUGAUGGCUGCCGGAAAAAAGAAAUCUCCUCUCACCAAGUCUGCUCGAGCCGUGAAGGUGCUGAAAGAGUGUAUCCGCCUCAAGCCCGACGACGCCACCAUCCCGCUCCUCGCCGCCAAGCUGUGCAUGGGCUCCCUUCAUUGGUUGGAAGAGGCUGAGAAGUUUGCCAAAACAGUCGUUGAUGUGGGAGAGAAAACGUCAGAGUUCAAGGCCAAAGGCUACUUGGCUCUGGGGCUCACGUACAGUCUGCAGGCCACUGAUGCUUCUUUGCGAGGGAUGCAGGAGGUCCUACAGAGAAAGGCGCUUCUUGCAUUUCAGAGGGCCCACAGCCUGUCACCUACUGAUCACCAAGCAGCUUUCUACCUGGCUCUGCAGCUUGCCAUCUCCAGACAGAUACCAGAGGCUCUAGGGUACGUCCGCCAAGCUCUUCAACUGCAAGGCGAUGAUGCCAACUCCCUGCACCUCCUUGCCCUCUUAUUGUCAGCACAAAAGCAUUACCAUGACGCUCUCAACAUCAUUGACAUGGCCCUGAGCGAAUACCCUGAGAAUUUUAUACUACUGUUUUCCAAAGUGAAGUUGGAGUCCCUCUGCCGGGGCCCAGAUGAGGCGCUGCUCACCUGUAAGCACAUGUUACAGAUAUGGAAAUCCUGCUACAACCUGACCAAUCCCAGUGACUCUGGACGUGGGAGCAGCCUCUUAGAUAGAACCAUCGCUGACAGACGACAGCUUAAUACAAUCACUUUGCCAGACUUCAGUGAUCCUGAGACAGUGUCAGAGUGCUCCUCCUCCUCCUCCUCUCUUUCAAGAACCGAAUCUCCUCUCCACCUGUUUGUAUCUUCUCGUCUCCAUUCUCAUCCCAAACCUGAUACCUUUGUGUGGCCCCCUGCACCUCAUUCAUUCAGUGACUCAGGUCCCCGCCGGGAACCCUCUCUCUGCAACUCUCCAGAAGCAUACUUUCAUGGCUUUCCCUCCCUUUUUUCAGUUAGCUCCGUCCACGCCACGUCAGUAGCAGCCUCAAGAGUGGAGCAGGCACUGUCGGAAGUGGCCUCGUCCCUGCAGAGCAGCGCCCCCAAGCAGGGCCCACUACACCCCUGGAUGACGUUGGCACAGAUCUGGCUCCACGCAGCUGAAGUCUACAUUGGCCUUGGGAAGCCAGCAGAAGCCACAGCCUGUACCCAAGAAGCUGCCAACCUCUUCCCAAUGUCCCACAACGUCCUGUACAUGCGGGGCCAGGUCGCCGAGCUCCGGGGGAACAUGGAUGAAGCGCGGCGGUGGUAUGAAGAAGCCUUGUCCAUCAGCCCCACCCACGUGAAGAGCAUGCAGCGGCUGGCGCUGAUCCUUCACCAGCUGGGCCGCUACAGUCUGGCCGAGAAGAUCCUCCGGGACGCGGUGCAGGUGAACUCGACGGCCCACGAGGUGUGGAACGGGCUGGGCGAGGUCCUCCAAGCCCAGGGCAACGACGCCGCGGCCACCGAGUGCUUCCUGACGGCCCUGGAGCUGGAGGCCAGCAGCCCCGCCGUGCCCUUCACCAUCAUCCCCCGCGUGCUCUGAGCGGGCACCUGCCUCGCCUGCCGCGCAGGCCGAGGACGCCCUGCCUGGGCCCCGGGUCAUCCUGUGUCCCCAGGGAUGACUCGGCCGCCCCAAGGCCCCAGGGAAGGUCCCACUGACCGCAGUGAGCUAACCACCCAGCCCGAACCACCGCCCGCGCCUCGCGUUCCUCCGCUGCUCCGCCAGCUCCGUGGCAGUCUCUGAACCACACACGUCCUUCACGAUGGAUUAUGUGCCAUAUCUGGUUAGUUGACAUCUGAGUCUAAGUGAAAUGAUCAUGGAGUUAAUCAGCAAAUAUAGAAGAACAUGUCCCAAGUUCAGAUCCAGUGGCAGAACAGGUUGUUGUUACCCGAGCUGUAAAGAAAACAGCUGUCUGUCCUCUGCUCGCCCCACCGUGGCCCAGAACCAAAUGUGAAUUUCUGUUUCCCACCUCAGCACCAGUCCACGCUGGGACACCAGCUGGCAGUCUCUUGGUUUAUUGUCGAUAAUUGUACCCUGUGAAGAGUUACUGUUCUCCUCACUUAGAACAAAGCCUGAGUCCAAGAAUAUUUAUAUUUUACCAAUAUAUGCCUGUUACAAGAGAAGGAAAUAUGAGUUAUUUAAGUUUAACUUUUUUAUGUGAAUUCAGAGUUUAUUUAUCGAUGGAAAUAUGUACAAAGAAGCUUCAAAUGGAAUAUUUACCGACAUUCCUUAUACAUGACAGACACUUGGCUAAAUGGGAAGAUGAUGUUAAUAAAAAAAUGAUUUUUAAAUGGA
Sciurus carolinensis (gray squirrel) is the source of this 4147-nucleotide messenger RNA. It is a transcript of the gene Ttc7b, whose product is annotated as tetratricopeptide repeat domain 7B. NCBI's taxonomy places the organism in Eukaryota, Metazoa, Chordata, Mammalia, Rodentia, Sciuridae. Gene Ontology annotation, cellular component: plasma membrane. The coding region runs from base 626 to 3394 and encodes 922 amino acids. The record is from RefSeq and is a predicted model, not a curated record. The transcript is spliced from 22 exons. Gene Ontology annotation, biological process: protein localization to plasma membrane; phosphatidylinositol phosphate biosynthetic process. Gene Ontology annotation, molecular function: protein binding.